CCUUCGUCGAACGAUGGGUAGCAAACUUCGGCUGCCCUUCAACCAUCACUACAGAUCGCGGACUUCAGUUUGAAUCUGAACUUUUCCGUCGUCUGACCACACUUUUAGGAAUCACUCGCUUCCGAACGACCGCCUACCAUCCACAAGCAAACGGGUUGGUAGAACGUUUUCAUCGACAACUAAAAGCUUCACUAUCAGCUGCAAACGUUUCACAGUAGACCAACGCUCUUCCACUCGUCUUACUAGGUAUUCGCGAUGCAGUGAAAGCUGACAUUGGAUAUACUGCGGCUCAACUCGUUUAUGGAACGACACUUCGACUUCCAGGAGAAUUCGUGGAUCCUUCAUCCUAUUCAAUGAACAUGGAUCUAACCUCCUACACGCACAGGCUUACAAACGCCAUGCGUUCAGUUAAACCUGCUUCCACUCCACCACAAUCCACCGAUGUUAUCGUUCAACCUGACUUACGAUAUAGUACACACGUUUUCGUUCGUCGAGACCCGCGUCGACGACCAUUCGAAUCAGCAUACGAAGGACCUUUCAAAGUUCUUCAACGUGAAUCUAAGUACUAUAUAAUCGAUAAGAACGGAGCAAACGCUAGCAUCAGCAUCGAUGGCCUCAAAGAAGCGUAUUUAGAAGGAAAUCCCAUUCACGUCGAUUUUCAUUCGGUACAAUCGAACGACACGACUCCACCCAUAAUUCCUCAAUCGACAACCAACACAUGCGAUGAUACUCCGAAUGUAUCUGAAAAUAAACUUAAAACGACGCGUUCAGGAAGAAGAGUUAGAUUUCCAGAACAUUUAAACGACUAAUGCACGUAAGGCACUACUCGACAUUUAAUAUUAUCUCAAUCUUUUAUUUAACGAUAUAUAAUAUAUUUUUAUUUCAAUAAAAACAACAAAAAAACAAACUUUUUUUAACGCUAAUACGUGUGCUUGAGUAUAUUUUCCAUUUUUUCGCCGACAUUGUGUUUUUACACACAUGCGAGUGUAUUUCGACAUACACGUAAAUUUUCUUUUCCAGGACGGCUGGAAAAGAACGAGGAAGUUUAUGAGGAGCCGAAAUUUUCAUUGUAUUUUUUCUUUUUUACUAUGUUGUACCUCGGUCCCAUAUAGUAAGGAAAGACGACCAGACGAUGCUAAUCCUAGCAAGCUAUCAGAAGAGUGUUUACCAAUGACAAACACGCUGGGUAUAAACUUCUGGCUGGCCACGUCUUAGGGUCAUCACUAACCCACUAGGGCGGGAGUGACCUGUAGCGCUAAAUAAAUCCCCAAAAUAAAUAGCUCUGUAAGUUUUCGACAUUGAGUGCCGACCAUAUGUUUUAGUGGACUCAUCUAGCUGAAGACGCUCAGUCAUGCAUCCGUACCAGAUCACGUGUGGUAACGCUGUGCUCAACAUCUACCGCAAUCUCUAGCCAGAUUAGAUCAGAGAAUUCCGAUAUAUUGGUAAUCGCCAAAUGCACUCUUCUGAUCUCCUCGAAUCUGUCUUUUGAUUUGUCUGGGUGGGAACGAAAUAUAUUAGGUGUUACUGGUAAAAUCGUUGUCAAACACUGAAUACCUGUGCCAUCUUGUACCUUACCAUCUGUUUACGUUCUGCUAAUAACGAAGCAAACCAUGAGUACAGUGGGUUGUUUAUUCCGAAGGACUUUAGUUUGACGAGUAUCCUUUUGUGUGAGACCUUAUCAAAGACUUUCUUAAAGUCUAAGAAUAGGACUGAUACAAGGAGUCCGCUGUCUCGUUUCAGAGUUAUAUCAUUUAGGUAGUCUAAUAUUGCAUGAUCUGUACCUAAGAAAUUCAUGCUGGAGGGUCGAGAUGAGAUUACUAGUUAGUAGAUGUUGGACUACAGCCGCCUUAUUUACUUUUUCCAUCACUCUGGAUAUCACUAAAGUUAGGUUUAUGGGCCGGUAAUUUUCAACGUUUGCUUCAGGUCCUGUUUUAAUUUGAGAAUGAUAUGUGUAGUUUUCCAGGCAGUAGGGUAACACGCUGUAGAUAGUGAUAUCGCGAAUAGUUUGAGAAGCAAAACACGCAUAUCAUCACCUCCAUGUUUUAGCAUGCUAGAUGGAAUACCAUCUGGUCCAUCAGUGUAGGAGGGUUUCAAUGUACUGAUUGCCUUGGAGAUAUUUUGUACAUUGAAUUCUACACUAGUAGUUUCACAAGGAGGUACUGGGAUAUGUUCGGAAUCAUUAAGUAGUUUUUCGUUAGUUAGUGAGAAACAAAAGUGUUCACUAAAUAAUUCUGUGACAAGUUUGGGAUCUUCGUACACUUGUUUGCCUUUAAUGAAUAUACUCCCUUUCGAUUUAGAGCGUUCAAGUUUAUUCUGGAGUAGUAUGGUGAGUGCAGAGGAGUUAUUAUCAAGUUCAACUGCACGUUUUUCCUGUGUGACUGCUUUUUGUUUACUUAUUGCCUCUGUUCGGACAAGUAUUUCUGUCAUCGUUACUAAAGAGGAAAAGUCAUUUAAGUUGUGGAAUCGAGUACAAUGUCUUUGAAGACGUCUUCUUGUACUGACCGGUAUAUAGAGAUCUUUGGGGGGCGUAGGUCUACAGUAUUCUAAAGGUGCGAUGUUGUUGAUGAUACUUUUGAUGUUGUGAUAAAAUAUAUUGGUUAAUGUGUCGGUAUUGUUUGAGGUGAAGAAAUUUCUCCAAUCAGUGCUUCUUAGGUAAUUGUGGAAGUUAUUCCAAUCAACCUUGCAAUAGUUUCUACGAAGUGUUACGGUUUUACUUCUACCGGUUGUGGUUUUUAUAUUAAGGCUGCAUAUGACAAUGUUAUGAUCACUACCUGGGAACUUUUUUCCAAUAUACAAAGUAUUGAGGAUGAGGCCACAGGUAAAGACUGAGUCCAAGAUGUUUUGAUGUCUAGUAGGGCUAUUGACAUACUGAGUCCACUGUCCAAGCUCUAGACAUUCAAUAAAUGAUUCAUAACGUCUCGGCGCUUUGACUGGGAGCCAAGAAAUUUCGGGCACGUUGAAGUCACCAGAAAUAAGCUUGCCUGUGAAUGGAAGGGAUGAUGCUAGUGUGAAUACCUCCGAUAAUACUGCUAUUUCAUCUAUUGAUGCGUUAGGUUGACGACAAACACAGUCGGGCAGUAAGGUAACGGAAUUCGACGGCUUUAAUACAAUCCACACCGAAUCCUUCAGUUUGUUUAGUUCAGGCAUAUCACAUAGUAGUGAGUUUAGGCUAGAGUGAGCGUGAAUAAGGCAUCCUCCGCCUCGUUCAUUCAACCUAUCACUUCUAUAUAGGAAAUGGCUAUCAAGAGAUAUACUUCGGUUGGAAAUAUUACUGUUUGUCCAUGCUUCAGAUAUCAUUAUAAGUGAUGGUUGAUAUAUGGAUACAAACAGGGCUAGAUCCGUCUUUUUGUUGCAGAUCGAUCGAGCGUUGAUAAUACAUCUAUUAAGCAAGUGGCCUACUAAGUUAAAAUGGGUGAGGGUAUUUCGGAUAAAGUCGUCGUAACCCUCGCGGGUGUGAGAUGAGUUUGAAGUGAGAGAUUGAAUGUUCUUCAUUAGCUCGGUAUUUUGAUAGCUAGACUUAGUGGGAGACGUAUCAGAUGAGCUAGUGGAGUUGAUUGGGGAGUUUACCCAGGAGGAAAGGGUGGGAGUACUCCCUGAUGGAAACUGUACGGAGGGAACAAGUUUAUGUUUUGCAUGUGGCUUGAAAUGACUUGGGCUAUAUGCUUCAACAAAGGUGUCACUAGGGGUCUUAUUCCAAAAAAAUCUUGUACAGGCCUACUGUGAAGUGUAUGGUUAUUUGCAAAAUAGUCUUGAUGGUUAGACUCGUAGCCCCUGUUAUGGCUAUUUACGUUAGCGUGGGAGGGGUCUGCUACGCGUAAGUGGGAGGAGUUGCGACUGUUAUUAUACAUGGGAGCCGUUUUUAUGUGAUGGGUUGGUACUAAAGGGUGUGAAAAGUUUUCUUUCUGAGAAUAAUUACAGUUGUGAUCCUGGGGAAUGUAGGUAGGGUGUGGAGUGAGAAACCUAUUAUUACCAUUCUUAUUAAUGGUUUUAGGCUUCAGGGGGUGACUUGGGUGGCCAGUUCUCUGACAGUUUCCGUUAGUCUGCGUGCAAGACGGCUUGGUACGCUGAAGCCCACCACCCAUUUUGCAACUUAGAGGUGUUGAAGGCAAGUUAUACGAUAGCAGCAGGAGAACCUGUUCACUGUUCUUGAGAUACCUAUAGAGCAGUUGGGUUCAAUCUUAUGUGUUUCCCUAUUCGGUAUCGUGAGUUUUGUCCCCCCACCCUUUAUUGUCAGAUCUGGAGUCUUUCGUUGUCUCUGUGAGAUGAAUUUAGGUUCAUUCAAGUCUACUUGUGAGGUAUCUUUAGGAGGACAAAUUUUCAAGUGUAUAGGCUUAGUUAGAUGUGUGUUGUCACACGACUCACAUUUUAGUACAUUACUGGGCGAACAGCUGGGAUUAGUCAUGUCGUUAUGGUUUUUGGUAUCUACGACUGUCAACCGAAACGUUGUACACUAAAAACUGACAAAAAUGGAUAAAACGGGUAGUACAAAAGAUAAGGAUAAACUGAAACUAGCAUUGAUGUGAAAAACUGAAAAACCGAAUAGUAAACUGAAGCAAAACCACAGUUAAUUAUUAGGUUGGGUAUGACUCAAAAAGAAAAGUAAUCUGCGGAACAUAAAGCUGAUGCAGAUUCUCUAGAGCCUAAGACACAGCAAAAUUUUGAGAAAUCCAAAUCACCUUCGAACUAAACUUCCCGUUCGUAAAACUCGCGAAGAAGUUAACUUUGACGAAUAAAUCUUUUUCUCUUGACAAUCUUAUUUAUCCUUUCCUGGUUUUCUUGCUGUCUAGAAACAUUACCUUUGAUUCUAAAUGGUGGAUUGUCUGAAGUCCCCUUUUCAGCGAGGAAUACACUACUUUAAACUUGUUUAUUCAUGUCACUUUUCGAUUUAUCGAAAUCGAUCUAAAAACUCGUCAUUGCAUUUUGGUUAUUCGAACUCUUCUGCUGAUACGUGAGCCACAAUGUUCUCACUUCCUUCUAAGUUGAGCCAUUUUACUCCCAAAGGCAUCCCAGCUCCUGUAUUCACUGCUUUAGCCUUAGCACUUGGUGAUAAUCCACGUGAUGCGUAAUGCGUAGAAGUCAGGUUACCUUUCACCUAUCUUUACUAGUUCAGUAUAAAUAACUCAGUUAUGAUUACCAACCUAUAAACCACAAGCCUUUUAGUCGUGUUAUGCUAUAGAGCACGAUUAACGAAUCCGUCCAAUAAAUAACUAAGGAAAUGAAAAUAAUUAAGUAUUCUUGUACAUACUUCCACAUCUUAGAGCACAGAACAAAGCCUGGUAGUUCUGUUCUAGGUAUGAUAGCAAGUUUCAAGUGAGCGACCCUAGACUUAUUUGGCAGAAAUGUUCAGUUGAUUUGGCCAUAAAACACUUUCUUAACGGAUAUAUGUGACGACACCAUAUGCAGGCUUGAAAGCAUCAGUGGAACUAUGAAUACUGGCAGGUAAUGACACAAACUUUGGUUUUAAUCUUUCAGCUUUUUAUAUGCCCACACAAACAACUCCAUUCUGCUUGGCAAUCCAUGAGUAUCUCUAAGUCCCAGUCUAGCUUUUCAUUAUUGGGUAGCUCAUGUUUGUGCUUCCAUUACAAGGAUAUAUGAAAAUGCCCAUCAUACAUUUGUACUGACUUUGAUACAGCAUUGAGUGCCGUAGGAUAUCAAUAUGAUACGACUUAGUGGGUCUUUCCCGAGCUUCCGAUUUUGGGGAAAAUUCCGAAGCCAAAUGACCUUCACCAAUGUUUGGGGAAAUCCCCAAAGCCGAAUGACCUUGACCAAGGUUAAAGGGGAACUUUGGGGAUUUCCCCAGGUCUGUGGAAAUUUUGGGGUUUUUGUGCUAUUUCCCCAAAAUUUACUAUAGCGGCUUCCCCAAAAUCGGGAGAUGAAGUUGAAAUCAGUUGCGUUUUGUCGUUCAACAUUACCCUCCAAUUCCUCCUUAGCUGAGAGGGUCCAAACAGCAUCCGACCCAAUAGAGCUCUUACAUCGUACGGCUCAUUCACCUUUCCAGUCCUCAUAUCUUUUGUCU
Molecule: messenger RNA, 6016 nt
Organism: Schistosoma haematobium
Lineage: Eukaryota; Metazoa; Platyhelminthes; Trematoda; Strigeidida; Schistosomatidae
Exons: 2
Coding region: 354-809 (151 amino acids)
Source: RefSeq, a predicted model, not a curated record